Aspergillus alliaceus is the source of this 702-nucleotide messenger RNA. RefSeq lists its product as uncharacterized. The record is from RefSeq and is a predicted model, not a curated record. NCBI's taxonomy places the organism in Eukaryota, Fungi, Ascomycota, Eurotiomycetes, Eurotiales, Aspergillaceae. The coding region runs from base 1 to 702 and encodes 233 amino acids. The transcript has 3 exons.
AUGGGAUUGGCGGUUGCUAUUCCCAUCGCAGAGGAGACCAAGGCUCUCGUGCCUGUGUUCAAACAUGAUGCAUGCUCGACAAUCGACCAUGUUAUUGACAAGAUCGGCACCAGUACCGAUAUUCUCGCCUAUUUCUCCAGUGGCUAUUACUCUACUCUCCGGGUCUGCAAACGAAUGGGAGGGUCCAACUGUUACGAUGCGGCCCUGGCGAUUGGCUCUAUCUUUAUUUCAAUCGCCUAUAUCGUUGGCCUUGCGACAGGCGCGUACUCUUCCAACAAGCGCGAUAGCACUCGAAGCCUCGCCGGGUAUCUUGAGAGCGCCUUGCGUGCCGAGGGCGAAAUCUUCGACUCCAUUGAUGACAUGUCACAUACUCUUCAAGCGCGCGAUGACUCUGCGGAUGGACAGAUCGAGAUAGCGUCCGGAUAUGGUCAUAUUUUCCUCCCGACCGAUGGAAUCGGCCUCUAUGCUAGUACCUUGACCAAGCGUAGGUCCGGUCAGGCUCUUGGCUUCAAGGUCUCCUACACCACCCGGAUGGAGUCCAAGCUUACCCAUGCACACCGGGUCGACAUAGCCAAUCGUUCGCAGAUGUCGAACUAUAUUGGUCUGUGGAACACUGAUCAUUCAAUAUGCGAGGGUGACUGUCAUAACGAGUGUGAAAUCACGCGGAAUAUACCUAUGUGGAUCCAAGCCCCUGAUCUAUGA